UGUAUUAUCUAUCCCUCACUUAUACUCUCUCACACCCAUUUCAUUGUUACAGUUUUAUUCUCAAGAAAAAGAAGGAAAAUGAGCAGGCCGGGAGAUUGGAACUGCAAGUCGUGCCAGUACCUCAACUUCCAGAGGAGAGAGUCGUGCCAGCGCUGCGGGGACCCGAAAUCGGGCGGCGGAGACUUCGGAGGCUUUGGAGGGAGGGGGGGCUCCUCCUUCGGCUUCACCACCGGCUCCGACGUCCGUCCAGGCGACUGGUACUGCAGCGCCGGCAACUGCGGGGCCCACAACUUCGCCAGCCGCUCCAGCUGCUUCAAGUGCGGCGCCUUCAAGGAUGACGGCGGCUUCGACUGCGACAUGCCCCGCUCCCGCGGCUUCGGCUUGGGAGGCGGAGGCGGCGGCGGCGGCGGCGGCGGCGGCGGUGGCCGACCGGGAUGGAAAUCCGGGGACUGGAUUUGCAACAGGUCUGGAUGCAACGAGCACAACUUUGCGAGCAGAAUUGAAUGCUUUAGAUGCAAUGCCCCUCGGGACUCAUACUAGACAUAUCUUAUAUAUCUAAAAUAUAGUUUUGGGCACUUCAGCCAAGCAAGAGAGAGAGAGAUCGAAGAUAAAUGGUAGAACGUUUUCUAGCAUGGUUUACUUUCAUUAAUAUUUCUUUGGGGUGAUGAGCUUCUUAAUUAAGGCCAAAUCAACAUGCACGGUUCAAGACCCAUGUCCGCAUAAAAGCUACAUGAAUGCCUCCAAUCUUGUUAGGUUUCGCAUAAUUAUUAAAGUGAUGUAGUUUUUUUUGGAUGCUUUUUAAUAUAUCCGUUGUCUUUAUAUUAAGGGUUUGUUUUGUUUUCUUUUUUUUUUUUUUGAAUUUUUGUUUCUCUUUUUUGUAC
Molecule: messenger RNA, 881 nt
Organism: Morus notabilis
Lineage: Eukaryota; Viridiplantae; Streptophyta; Magnoliopsida; Rosales; Moraceae
Product: RNA-binding protein cabeza
Exons: 4
Coding region: 79-540 (153 amino acids)
Cellular component (GO): cytoplasm
Molecular function (GO): mRNA binding
Source: RefSeq, a predicted model, not a curated record